CCAAAUCACACUACUCAUCAUUUAUCUCUCAUUUCACCACUUAACAAAAGUAUGCACUACCAAACCGAAUCAUGGGGCACAUACUUGCCACCCACAACCACCGUUAACGACCCAUUCCACCGCAUCGAACGACUCGCAGCGGAGAACGCCGUGGUGAUAUUCAGCCUCAGCAGCUGCUGCAUGUGUCACGCCAUCAAGCGCCUCUUUUGUGGCAUGGGUGUCAACCCAACCGUCUACGAACUUGAUCAACAGCCUCUAGGAAAAGAAAUGGAGAAAGCGUUGAUGCGGCUGCUUGGAACCGGCUCGCCGGUCCCUGUGGUGUUUGUUGGAGGGAAGCUUGUGGGUGCAAUGGAUAGAGUUAUGGCUUCUCAUAUCAAUGGGACACUUGUGCCUCUUUUGAAAGAGGCUGGUGCACUUUGGCUUUGAUUGGUUCAUUAGUUUGUUAGUUAUAUUUUCUUUUCUUUCUUUAUUUUGGUAAAGAGAAAGAAGAGUAAUUAAGUUUAGUUUUUAUGGUUUUUAUUUUAGAAAGAAGUUAUGAUUAAAAAUAUGUAAAAUUAAGAGGAAGAGGAAGAGGAGGAUUUUGAUAUGCUUAGAUUGGUGUUUUUUUUCUCCUUAUCCGAGAGUUGUAAUUCCCUCCCUCCUCUUACCACUUACAAUUAGUAAUCUAACUCUAGUUUUUAAUUAUUU
This is a messenger RNA of Helianthus annuus (common sunflower), 687 nucleotides long. Its product is annotated as glutaredoxin-C1. The transcript has a single exon. Lineage: Eukaryota; Viridiplantae; Streptophyta; Magnoliopsida; Asterales; Asteraceae. Bases 52 to 426 code for a protein of 124 amino acids. The record is from RefSeq and is a predicted model, not a curated record.